GCUACCACUCUGGACCAUUUUUUCUCGUCAAGCAUUAUUAGCCAGAUAGUGAUCCUUUUGUGCAAAACAAAACAAGAAGUUAGGCCAUCCCAUCUGGCAUUGAGACCCCUGGUUUCCUGUGUUGGACAUGCCUGAGCCUGAGAACAGUGUGUCCUCCUAUUAUGCCUCACCUACAUAGUGUAUUUACCUUCCACUCUUCAGGGAGAAGGAUUCCCAGCAGCUGACAGGCUCUUCAAUUCUUUGGGAGGAACAUUCACUAACCAUGAUGAAGAGAAGAGUUAAGACCUACCAGAGCCUGACUGUUACCGUACUCCGAGCAAAAAACAACCAAUCUCAUGAUUAUUCUUCUGCCAGGUCUCACCGUACUAAGACUGUGCCCAACAGCAAGACCCCAGAGUGGAAUGAGAGUUUCCACUUCAGGGUCCACCGUCAUGUCAAGAAUAUUGUGGAGUUGACGAUGUACGAUGAGGACAGUAUCAUGGGUGAUGACUUGUGCUCCAUUGUAGUGUUUGACAUCAGUAACCUCACACCUGGGAAGAAGGAGACCAAGACCUUCAUCAGUGAACCGACCACAAAUGAAUUGUGGGUUGAGUUUGAGUUGCUGGAGAGUAAAGAGCAUGCUGGUGACUAUCUCUCUAAUGGUGUACUAGUGGCCUCCACAUUCUCUACUGUGGAUGUGAAUGUGGAAAAGCUGAUGACCACUGCCAUGGAGCAGAAUGUGGUACUGAAACUGUGUGGGGCCUUUCAAGAAGAACAUAAGAUUCUUGCUCCUGAAGAAACAUCGAACCUGGCCAAAACCGUACGCUACUACAUCAACAGAGACUUGGAGACGGAGCUUGGCUUGACGGAUAAAUUGGGUGAGAUAGAAGGUGCAACUAUCACUGGCGUAUCUGCUGUUCCACUCCAGCAACUUCCAGCCAGUAAUGACUUCAAAGUAUCUUUACCUAUGGGAGAGGACAUGGUGGAUCUACAUUUGAGAGCAGAGGACUGCCUAGAUGAUGAAUUUGAGGUGCGUCUUGAUUUUGACAUCCCUCCGGAGGAAAAAGAAUUCCUGAAGAAAAGAAAGGUGCUAGUGGGUCAGGCCUUACAAAAGGUGUUGGGCCUCAGCUCGGCCCCUGACCCUAAAAAGGUGCCUGUUAUAGCUGUGGUUGGCUCAGGGGGAGGGACCAGAGCAAUGACUGGCUUGUAUGGCAGUCUGAAGGGGCUGCAGAGACUGGGCCUACUGGAUGCUAUGAGCUAUAUCACUGGUGUGUCAGGCUCCACAUGGGCCUUAGCGACGCUGUAUCAGGAAGCAGAUUGGUCACAGUGUGAUAUGGAUGAGUCCAUCUCAGCUAUGGAGGGGGAGAUCACCAAGAGUUUCCUCAGUGCCUUCACCCCUGAGAAGCUGCAGUACUACAGACACCAGAUGGCAGAGAAAGAGAAGGAGGGUCAUAUGGUGUCACUCAUAGACAUGUGGGGUCUGGUCAUCGAGCACUGCCUGUAUGGGAAGGAGAACACCAGUACUCUGUCUGACCAGCAGAAGGCUGUAUCAGAGGGACAGAACCCUUUACCCAUCUGCACUGCUGUCAACCUGAAAGAUGGAGUGAAAGACACCACAAGAGAACUUGAGUGGUGUGAGUUCACACCAUAUGAGGUGGGCAUUCCAAAGUAUGGCGCCUACAUCCAUGCGGAGGACUUCGGGAGUGAAUUCUACCUUGGUCACCUAGUCAAAAAACAUCCAGCGAUACGUACCUCCUAUCUGCUUGGUCUUUGGAGCAGUGUCUUCUCUCUCAACCUGACCCAGCUUUGGAGAUUUGCAACUGGAGGUCAGCCAUCCUGGAGCCCAUGGCUGGGUGAAGAUGUCAACAAAAUAGAAACCGACAAUGAACCAACCACCCUGGACACCUAUCUCUUCAAGCCUGUCACUAACACUGCCUCAGCGCUGACCAGCUUCUUUACCACCCGGCCAGUCAUCACUCAGAUCUACAACUUUAUGCGGGGGUUCUUCCUGCACUGGAACUACAAUGACAACAGCAACUUUACUGCCUGGAAAGAUAUGCAUCCAGAUGCCUUCCCCAACAGACUGACUCCAGCUGACUCCACACUCCACCUGGCAGACUCUGGGUUCUCCAUCAACACAGGCUGCCCCCCUGUCUUGAGACCAGAGAGGGCUGUUGAUGUCAUCAUGUCCCUCAACUAUUCGUGGUGCGAGGACCAAUUCGAAGUCCUAAAGAGGACUGAGGUUUACUGCAAAGACCACAGCAUCCCCUUCCCCCGCAUUGACUUCAGCAGCGUGAAGGGACAGCCCCUGAAAGAGUUAUACAUCUUUGAGGAUGAAAAGAACCCCAAGGCUCCCACAGUGCUUCACUUCCCUUUCGUCAACAUCUCAUUCAAAGAGUUCAAGGCCCCUGGUGUGGCACGUAAGGGUAAGGAGGAGAUGAUGGCAGGGGAUGUUGACGUUAGCACAAGCCGCUCCCCCUACCUCACCAAACACCUGACCUACGCAGCAAAGGACUUCCGGGCACUGACAGACCUUACCUCAUACAACAUCCAGAACAACAAGGAGAAGAUCCUCCAGGCUCUCGGGAAGGUCCUCGAGAGGAAGGUGCCUGUGGAGGAAUAGGACCACCAUGAGCAGCACGCAUGCCAUUGACAUGAGCCCCUCCAUGGAGGGAGAGCGAGAACAACAUGCAAUCAGAUCAGUCUUUACAUUGAGAGGAGCAAUUCUAACUGCAAUUUCUUGGUGGGACGUCCAGUCUGGUUACACUGUCCAUUUGAGACAGUAAGAGAGAGAGGAAGACAGUGUGAAGACAUCAUCAGCAGCUUGCUGACUUGAUAUUGUGAAUAUAUUUUCAUGAAUUGUAUCUUCAAUUCAGGGGCCUUGGUUUCAUUUUUUAGAUCAUAAAGAGCAGAGUAUUUUGAUAUGAGUUUUUGCCUUCUACGUUUUAUGAUUGAUGUAUUUUCAGAGAGACCAGGUCUCAUUCAUUUGCUUGCUUAUUAUUAGAUGUCGUGUCUGAACUAUCAUUAAAUGUGAAGACUGUUAUUUUAUCAAA
Oncorhynchus mykiss (rainbow trout) is the source of this 3032-nucleotide messenger RNA. The record is from RefSeq and is a predicted model, not a curated record. NCBI's taxonomy places the organism in Eukaryota, Metazoa, Chordata, Actinopteri, Salmoniformes, Salmonidae.